Molecule: messenger RNA, 4013 nt
Organism: Leguminivora glycinivorella
Lineage: Eukaryota; Metazoa; Arthropoda; Insecta; Lepidoptera; Tortricidae
Exons: 6
Coding region: 512-3640 (1042 amino acids)
Source: RefSeq, a predicted model, not a curated record
GGCGGUUGAGUGUCGAUAGCGGGUGGUUGAUCGUUAAAAAUAAUUGUAGUUUUUUGUAGUUUUUGGAAGCGAUUCUGAUUAAAUUGCAUUAAUUACUGUUGAUAAUCCAUUUUGAUAGUGUCUGGCGUAGCGUUACGGAAGACUAUAAUUUUCUCGGAUUCCCGUAGCUGUCUUCAAGCAUUGCUAAUGAAUCCUUUCGCGGUUCGCUUCCACAAUCCUAUCAUAUACCAAAUUAAGGAAAACCUUAUAAGAUGCAGAGAGAUGGGGUUUGAGGUUGCCUUAGCUUGGAUCCCAGGUCACUCGGGGGUCUCAGGAAACGAGUGGGCCGACGGGAUCGCCAAGGAGGCCAUAGUAUGCGGUGACAAGGUCCCGUUUAGAAACUACUGUCAUGAUUUGGUUCCUCUGGCGGCCAGGAUGCUAACCCGGGCUUGGGCUGCUGACUGGACUGCCUCCAAUCGGGAUUGUUUCUGCCAAAGGGCCAAACACUAACUUUACCAACAGGAACUACACCAUGGACACAAGUUUUCGCCCCAACCUGUUCUCUUCUACCUUAAAUUUGCCACGCAAUUUUGAAAAGCAAAGUUCUGCAGCAUCAGUGGCCAGCAGCCAACGAAGUCUGUACUAUAGAAGGGACACUUCUCCCACUGGUUCUGUCCGCAGUGAUUUGCAGCCACGAAAUUUCCACCAACCUUUCUAUUCGAGAGGCUUUUCCCAACGAUCAGUGUGCAAUGACAGAGCAGUAUCACCGGUCUCAAUGAGAAGUAUUGAUUCAACAGCCAGUCGGGCAGAUACAAUCAAAUCUUGUAUUGAUACAAUGAAGUGUUUUACUGAAGAUGAAUGGAAAAUGAUUAAGCAUGCAGUAAACAGAAAUCUUCAAUAUAGGAAAAAAGCUCAGAAGAGACGAAAAAUGCAGAAGUCCUUAAAGAAUUUCAAAACCAGGUAUGAAGAUGAUAGUGAGCAAGCAUCCAGCUCAUCAAUGAGCAAUGAUGACUGUGUGUCAUCACGGACAGGUUACAGUUGGAGACAGUUCUCAGAAAGAAAUGGUCUACCCCAAAAUGAGAAUACUUUGUACCCCCAGAAUAAUACAAUGUUUGGUCUUAAAAAUACCUUCACCUCUCAAAGGUAUGCGAGUAGCCAAGCAAAUAUGUCCUCCAUGCAAAGAAAUACUCUUAAUGCCUCCAUAUGUUCUACUAAAAGCAUGCAAAAUAUGACUAUGAUGUCUCAAAGAGACAGGUUCAGGGGUGGAUUUCAAUUCCCAUCUCAAAAGUUUAACAGGUCCACAUUUUAUGAAGAGCAACAGCAAGUUAGAAGCAAUCAGUUCCCACAGGCAGGGUUUGCUAACAAAAAGAUGAAUGUACAAAGAGAUCAGAUUGAUGAACUGAGUGAUGAAAAUGAUAACAUUUUCCUUGACACAACAGAAAAACAAAAAACAGUGGCAAAGAAAACUGGAAAGAGAAAAGCUGAUAACUUAGGUGAAAUACCAAAUCCUACUACAAAGAAACCAAAAACUUGUUCAAGUAAUGAGAAAACAAAGAAGAAAACACAAAACCUAAAUAAGGAUUUAAAUGAGUUUGAAUUUGUAAAGCCACAAUUUCCCGUUAAGAAGUCUGUCCCUGCUAAGCCUAAGGAGAAAUUGAUUUCUAAAUCUUCUGGUGCUCCAGACCUACUCUGUAGUAUUCAGGAGAAAGAAAUUGCACAAUCCCAGUCAGUUCAAGCUCCAAGCCCAGAGCCACAGGCAGAACCUGAACAGCAAGAGAACUCGGAGCUGACUACCAGUGACAUGUCCAUGAGGCCCAGCUUUAUGAAAAGAAAACUGUUUACCCAGACACUUGAUGUCACAGAGAGAAAAAAUAAUAGCUUUGAUAGUGGUAGUGCAGACAGUCCACAAGGCAAUAUCUAUAGUGCAUUGUCUAGAGAGAAACAUAAGACAAGGAAAUUGGUCACCAGCCAGUCACUUUUAAGUCGUGAUGUUAAUCAGGAUGACGAUAAUCUCUUAGAUUUGAUUCAUAAGAUUGUCCCUCCAAACCAAGUUAAUUCAACUAUAACUGCUAACACCACCAAACCAAGGGUUAGUGGAACUAAAAAUGGCGAAGACAAAUGGGACAUUACUUCAAUUAUAUCAACAUGUAAUAAUGACAGUGUCAGUGAAACUUACACAGAUGAUGAAAUAUUCAGAGUUGGCAUGGAUGGUACAAAGAGUAAACCACAGGAAAAACAUGCCUCCAAAAACAAUAAAAAUGAACCAAUAAAAAAUGUUUCCAAUAAACCUGAAACCAAGAAAGCUGAAGAUAAUGCAAAUUCAAUAAAUAACAAAAAUGUCAAAGAUCUUGGUGAAAGACAUAGCGUAAAAAGUAGGAAUGUAGGGAACACCAAGUCUCAAAUUGAUAGACAUGUCAAAAACCAUGCUAAUGCAAAUGAUAAUAUGGGUGUUGGUAAUAUAAAAACCACCAAUAAAAAAAAUUCCAAAGAUAAGCAAAGUAAACAAACUAACAAAAUUGUUAAAGGUGCAGGUGAUAUGAAACUGGCAAAUAACAAAUUUUUUAAAGAUAUUGGCAAUAUAACAACAGCACAUAACACAAAUGUCAAAGAUAUUAAUGUACUGAAGCUUACAAAAAAUAAAAUUGUCAAAGAUGAUGGAAAACUGUUAAAUAGCAAAGAUGUCAGCAGGAAUCCCUUGAGUAACAAAAAAUAUGGAGACCUAGAUAAUAAGCAAAAUGUAAAUAAUAUAAAUAAGAUAGACAACACAAUGGUUCAAGCUGCUCCCAGAAUGGAUACUCCUGUGAAAGUUUGUCCCGCCAUGAGGGUGAUGCUGAGCCGUAGCAGCCGCAUCGACGCCUUCUGGGACACGGACGACAGCGACCACGAGACCGCCGCGCGCCGACACGCGCCCCCCUCGCUACCUUAUCACCAUGCAGAUUUGACGCAGAAUCAGGGAACCAAUCCCAAGCAAAGUGGCCCUGGCAGCCAGCAUGCUUCAUCGACGAAACUUACGAAAGCGAACAAAACUCUAGCAGUAAUUCCGUUAGUAGUGUUGGAGAACGUGGACAAAAUCACAAAAAAACAAGAAAGCAAGAAAACUACAAAUAAAUCUCAAGCAAAACCUAAAAAGAAGUUGAAUGGUAACUCUCAGCCUGAAAAAAUGGUUAAAAAUAAUAAUGACACACCAAACACGUCACUAAGGACAAGAAGACGAAUAAACCUAUCAGACGCGUUAGAAUCUGCUAAUAAUUCAGACCUCAAAGAAAAUAUACCGAUUAAAACAAACGUUCAAAAGAAACAAAAGACUGAAAAAAAAGUAACACAGGAUGAAAAUAAUAAGACUAAAGCAACCGAAACCACAAAGAGUAGAAAAAAGAAAGGGGAAAGUUUAACAGAUGACUCUAAAAGUCGAGUAGAAACCCCAACAAGCCAAAGUAAAACUACUAAAGUACAAAAACCUGCUGAACAAAUGAAAAUUGAUAUUUGCAAAGUUUUGAGAUCACGCAACAUUGACCUGUCAUCUUCGUUUAAUUCUGACAAAUUUGAACUAACAAUGACUCGUGGAAGAAAAUCUCGAACGCCAAGCAAAAGAAUAUCUUUCAAUAAGUCGAAAAAUGUGCUGGUCAAUAACAAAAUCAGAAAUAGAGCAACCAAGUCGUGAGGUACACGAACAGUUAGGUAAUACUAGUGUUUUGUUUUAAUAAGGCGCUGCCUCGGAGGAAAUAUAGACUGGAGUAGCCUUCAUGUUGCGUCUACGUACAAAUAAUUCUGCCAAGAUUCGCGGGAGGUGAGGAAAUAACACAUGUAAAGGAGUACUCACAAAUGCAAAAAAUAUUAUUGUCAAUACACACGCACAUUAUGAUAAAAAAAUAACACAUGCUCAUUAUGAUGAUCAAUGUCUCAUUACGAUGUCAAUAUUAUUAUAUGCUCUAUUCUAAUUGAAAUUAGGUUAAUUCUUACAAAAUAUAUAAAUGAAGUCUCGUGGGGAGUGCGUCUUUUUAUGAAUAAAUUGAUACAUAAAUAUCGACCCUAUU